AGGCCUGAGCAGUGGAUUACCAGACGAAACGAGGAGGAGGAGUAGUGAGGAAGGUGGAGAGCGGAGGAGGGAGCAAAUCAACGCCAGCGAGGAGAGAUUCAAACACAAACAAGCGGAUGGGCUUCUACCCCUCGGCGCCGGACACCGACUCCUCGCCCGCCCAGCGCUAGCUCCAGGCCGCGGCCUCCAGCACGAGCAGCCUCCGCCGCCGAGCACUCCCUCCUCGGGCCUGCCCCGCGCUCCGGCCCGCCUCGCCUCUGGGUGUCUCCCGCGUUUCCCGCUCUUUCCUCUCACUCUUCGCCCGAGGCCCGAACCCUCGCCAUGUCCCGCUCCAGCCGGCAGAAGGAGUACAAGUGCGGGGACCUGGUGUUCGCCAAGAUGAAGGGCUACCCGCACUGGCCGGCCCGGAUUGAUGAAGUCCCAGAUCCCGCCGCAAAGUCCGCUGCUAACAAGUACCAAGUUUUCUUCUUUGGGACACACGAAACGGCACACCUUGGUCCUAAAGACAUCUUCCCCUACGAGGAGACCAAGGAGAAGUUUGGAAAGGCAAACAAGAGGAAAGGCUUCAGCGAGGGGCUCUGGGAAAUUGAGAAUAAUCCCACAGUAAAAGCCUCAGGAUAUACGCCUUCUCGGAAGAGGGGUUCCAAAGGCGCUGGACGCGGAGGCGAUAAAGCCAAGGACGGAGAGAAGGCGACGCCAAAGAAAAGCUCAGAAGGCGACGCAGAAGAGGACGACGAUGAGGAAGAAAAGCCCGAGGGUGACGGAGAGAAGAAAGGCAGUGCUGACGGCAGCAGCGACGAGGAGGGGAAGUUGGUGAUUGACGAGCAGUCUAAGGAGAAGGUAGAAAAGGCCGCAGCCAAGCGGAAAGCAGAGGACGCUGCAGAGAGCUCCCCCAAAAGAGUCAAGGCGGAUGAAGAGCAGGAAGAUGAGAAAUCCGAGAAGAAGGAACCUGCGAAAGAGGAGGCCAAGCGCACGCCGGAGGCGAAAAAAGACGACAACAGCGAUACUGCUGCAAAAGAGGGGUUAAAAGGGGAGGAAAAGGCAGAAGAGAAGUCAGUCAUAGAAGAAACCAGUAACAAAGAGAUGAGUUAAACUGAGUUUCCCUUUCCUGACUGGGCAGAAUCCUGACGACCUUUUCCUAUAUGGGGCGACGUGGGCGCAUUAAAGAGAAAAAAAAUUAAAAAAAAACCUGGGGAAUGAACACUUCAUCUUCUUCAUCGGCCAUUCUGUUAGAUCUGCAACCCAACCAAGAAGCCAUCGUUGUCAGUCCACAUCUUCACGUAGAGAUCAGGGCCUUCAGAUAAACUCUGCCAACCGGUGACGCUGCUUGUGUCUCUUACAUACUGUUAUAUUGCGCCAAGCAGAAGGCCCCGCCCCCUAUUAACGCCCCCGCGGAGCCUCCAGAUAUAAGCUCUCACCUUGAUCAUGGUUUUACUUUGUCUUAUUUGUUCUGUUUUUAACCCUUGCCACAUACGCAGGCUUCUUAAUCUGACCCAUCUCGCUAAUAUCCUGAAUCUACAGCAGAGUCCAUAUUGGCAGCUCUUGGACUCGCCUCUCGAGUCUACAGCAGUGGGGGCCCCCUUUAGACGGCCGCGAUUUUGGGCGCAAAUCCCAUCCCGGUGGUGGCUCUUAGUGUCGAUCAUUGGACCCGGGAUCUGCAGCUAAAAUCUGCCCACGGUGCCUAAGGGUUUUUCUCUCUAUCCGCCCCCCCCACAGUCGUCUGCGUCGGACAUUUUUAUUUUCUUGCCCCCUUUCACUGGCUGCACCAAAGAGUUCAUCCCUUCAUCGGUAGCUUGUAAAGUGCUUCUGACAAUUCAUCUAGAGCUAUGAAAACUUUAUAUACAGGGUGGACCAUACCACUAUUUUAUUACCCCCCCCCCCCUUACAGUGACCUGUGGGCCUCCAACUACAACUCCCAGCCAGUGCAGGUGACGGCUGAAGGGCGGCAGGCUCCAGAUCUCUGCUUUUGGCCCCUUCUCCUGUUCCUGUAGGCCCCACAGUAUAUAAAGGAGUUGCUUUCACCGUCGUGUAUUUUUUUUAAAGUUUUUGGAUCUUUAUAACUGGAUAUUUGUCUGUCCUUCUAUCGGCUUUUUAUGUUUUUUUUUUUUUUUGCGUAAAAAUAACAAAAAAAAAGAACCUGCCCUCGUUUAGCAUCAUGUGUAUACUUUGUGUAUAGGAAUUUUCUGUCGGCAUUUAUAUAGCGGCAUAGUCAGGCUGUAAUAUAUUAAACACUAAGUGUAUAACGUGCCCAUAGCUUGUUCUUGACGCCCGCAGUAGCCUGGGCCUCCAGGGACGACUACUGCUGCUACGAUGACCUCGAGGCCUAGUGUUCUUGAUCAUGUGACAGAAGGGUUGAAAGAUUUCAGGUAGCCGUUCCCAACCCAAAUGGACAUACCCCUUUAAAAUAGAGGGAAACAGGUCACCUAUGUCUAUGGGCUGUGUCUAAUACUGCAGUACCUGACCCGGCCUGUGGACAUGAGUGGUGCCGUUCCUGAGUUACAUCUGGUAAUCGUGUGGAUCUACCCGUUAAAGCUUCUCUGUGUGCAUGAGGAUUAAAGGGGUUGUCAAGCAUUAGAAAAACAUGGCUGCUUUCUUCUAAAAACGGCGCCGCCCCUGUCCACAGGUUGUGUGUGGUAGUACAGCUCAGCUCUGUUGGAGUCGGUGGGGCAUAGCUGCCAUACCGCACACAAUCUAUGGUGCGGUUGAGAAGGCAGCCAUGUUGUUCUCGUCCUGGACACCCCACUGUGUACGCCCUGUGCUCUAGCUCUGAUAUGGAGCGAGAUGGCGGCCUCUGUCCUGUAUGUGGGUGUCCCUUUAUAGUCUCAGCGGAAGAGUCUUAAAGGAACCUCUCAGCCACAAACUGAUUGGCCCGAGGCUCUUAAUCUUAAGAUUGCCAGUACUUUGUGGGUUCAGCGAUGAGGCCGCCCCGCACCUCUGCAGUCAUCUCUCAUCCCGUCCUCACUAAUCAAGGGUUGCAGCCCCAAGUCCGACUCCCCACCCGGGCUACUAAUAUCAUGGAACGAAAACAUUUUGUAGUAUGUUUUUAAUAAAAUAAAAAGCGGCUAAAAAAAUUUACCCUAAAGAGUCCUUUCUAGUUAAUUUUCUAGGUAGUUUUCUAUUUUCUCCCCUCCCCCGCGUGCCCAUGUCGGUCUCCUCCUCCCCCUCCUCUCAUCCUGCUAUGUGAUGUAAUCAUUAAAUUUGUAACAUAUGCCGAGAAUGACUUUCCUUCAACUUUUUAUUCCCCCUCCCCCUUCUCCCGGUUUUGCGGUUGUGAUGGAAGCGAUUGUUUAAAAAAAAAAAAA
Bufo bufo (common toad) is the source of this 3302-nucleotide messenger RNA. RefSeq names its product heparin binding growth factor (gene HDGF). NCBI's taxonomy places the organism in Eukaryota, Metazoa, Chordata, Amphibia, Anura, Bufonidae. The transcript is spliced from 7 exons. Gene Ontology annotation, cellular component: nucleus. Gene Ontology annotation, biological process: regulation of transcription by RNA polymerase II. Gene Ontology annotation, molecular function: double-stranded DNA binding; transcription coregulator activity. Bases 322 to 1092 code for a protein of 256 amino acids. The record is from RefSeq and is a predicted model, not a curated record.